This is a messenger RNA of Hyalella azteca, 2836 nucleotides long. Its product is annotated as eosinophil peroxidase-like. The record is from RefSeq and is a predicted model, not a curated record. The coding region runs from base 92 to 1954 and encodes 620 amino acids. Lineage: Eukaryota; Metazoa; Arthropoda; Malacostraca; Amphipoda; Hyalellidae. The transcript is spliced from 12 exons. Gene Ontology annotation, molecular function: heme binding; peroxidase activity. Gene Ontology annotation, biological process: response to oxidative stress.
UAUUCGAGUCACUGACUUCACGGUGGGAGGGUGUUCGCGUGUGCUGUGAGACAUCUUAAGUCUUUCAUUAUCUUCUGUCUAACGUACAAGAAUGUCAAAAAUCAAAGCAAUAAUAUGGCUGUUCUUCUCUACGAUGUUAUCUGGCGUGGCAGCAGAUGUGGCAGAUGACUGCUUUGAAGUUGGUUUUGCGCGGUCAGGAGGAGCCUUGCCCUACCAGGCCUAUGCCAGUGUCAAGGAUGAAAUUCUUGCUAGAUGGCAGCUGGAGGACCAGACUGGGUCUCCAUCCUACAAGCUCUUCCCAGGGCACCUCAAGAAUAACCACCCCAAAACCCGUACAGGUUUCUCGCCACGCACGGCGUCUGACGGCUCCUCCCUGCCGAGCGCCGUGAGGGUGUCUUCGCUCCUGCAGCGCCACCUGCAGCCCGCCCCCCGCACCGCCGCCUUCGCCUCCUGGGCCCACUUCCUGCAGCAGGAUGUCUUCAGCAUCCCUGAAAGUCCCCUGGCCGAAGGCGUGGACUGCUGCAAGACCCCCCUCGCUGAGGACUGCUUUCCUCUCCUUGAUCCUCAGGAGGACCUCCAGGACCCCAAAUCUCAACCCCAGGAAUCCUGUCUCAAUUUUAAGCGCUCUGCUCGUGGCCAGGCGAUCUUAGGUCACCGCGAGUCCGUGUCGCUCGUGUCCACAUACCUGGACGCUAACCCGCUCUACGGCAGCACCAACGACAUCGCCUUCACCAGGAAGACAGGGUACUUCGGCCUCCUCAAGGGCGUGGAGAGGCUGGAGGAGUCGUCGCCAGGCUGCCGGGCGCCCGAUUCCUGGGACGGCUGCUUCGCUCCAGCGGAGGGCGACUCUGACGUGAGAGAAUUGAGCAGACGCGUGGUCCUGGCGAUUUACCAGCGGAUCACGUACGGAGAAUACCUGCCCUCGCUAAUGGGCGCGCAGGUCGUGGAGAAGCACCAGCUGCUGCCGGGCACCAAGGGCCCUGCUGCUGCUUACAUCAAGGAGGUUAUCCCUGGGGUCCUGAACUCCUUCGCUCUCGCCGCUUUCAGAAAUCCUGCGAUGGCGACCGUGUGGCACUCCUCAGCCCCCGGCAGACACGAGGUGCUGGGCUCCGCGCACUACGACUUCCUCGCCGACCUCCCGACGCAGGACCUCUUGGCGGCCGACCUUCACAGGGCUCGUGACCACGGGUUGGCCGGCUACGUGUCCUGGCGUCGGUUCUGCGACCCUGGCCUCGUGCUGGAGACUUGGGACGACCUCAGGCAGAUAUUCGGCGACGCGCUCACGGAGGACCUUCAGCUGCACUACAAGAACAUCCUCGACGUGGACGCGAUGUUGGCCCUUCUGGAGCCCCCCGAGGAGGGCGGCGUCGUGGGCAAGACCUUCGCGUGUAUCAUGGCUGAUCAGUUCGCGCGGCUGCGCACGGGCAACAAACUCUUCUGGGAAUUCGAGGCCGCGAUGAUGACGGAACCCAUGCAGGAGGCCAUCAAGAACGUGACGCUUGCAUCGCUGCUGUGCCACAACCUGCCCCUGCACACCGUGCCCCGCCACGCCUUCCUGCCCAUCUCCCCCACGAACCCCGCGGUGCCGUGCUCUGAAGUGCCCGCCCUGAACAUGACGUCGUGGGUCGACACGAGCCUCGUCGAGACCAUGAAGGCGAGGGAGGCCCACGCCGCAUCUGCCAAAUCCUUGCCAACUCCGAAACCCGCGACCAACAAAGGACAAGACAAGAAACCCAGUGGAACACCGCCCUCUGACAAGGACAGUGACUACCCUCAGCGGGAUUCGGCCGACCGCACCAUCUCAGUGGUUGUUCCGGAAGACCCCAGCAGCAGCAGCGUUCUGGUGACCAGUGGCGCUGAAGGCGGCGACCGGCAACCGACGGAGCGCAUGGCGGUGCCCCCGGAGGGCACCCCCAGCCUCACCACUUCAGGCAUGCCCAAGCACGAGCUUUAAUUUCCUGGCCAUGCCGCUGAACUGUUUAUGUUUAUUCAAGGUUUCACAAUCUAUGUUUAGAUUUAUCGCUAUUUAUUGAGAAUUGCCGCAUUAGUGUCAGCUUGUUCACUUGACUCUUCAGAAAAACCUUGACGAUCUCAUUGAACAUUCUGACCUCAGGGUAAGGAUAAUUUUAUUUCAUCAAUUUCAGCAUUUGUUGUGUUCUGGAAUUGUUAGAAUCUUUAUUGAGCAUCUUGUAUGUUGAGCAUCAUCAUGUAUGGGCAUUCCUACCCAAAGUCGGAACACUGGCGCGCUUGUCUCACUUGACUAAAAAAAUAAUACUAAUUUAUCAAGCCAGUCAACGUCAAGGCCCGAGUGGUCGCUUGGAUGCCGGCUAUCGUUAUUGUGCACCUGUAUCACAUGAAUCUGUCACAACGAAGUAUUAUCAUUGAUGAAAGCGUUACAACAUUUAUUAGUGUCUAAUUUUGUAUUUUUUUUAUUGUAUUGAACAUGAUUCUCGAUGAGUAGCAUCUUUCAAAACAAUUAGUCUUGCAACUGGUCCCAAGCGUUGUUAUCACAGUGCGCCCUGUACAGGUUUAUUUGAGCACAGCAUAAGUUAACUCCCAUUACCAUCUUGGUUAUUUUCAACUCGGGUCAGAAUUGCACUGCUGCACUUCACAAUCUUUUGCAUGAAGGGGGUGUUAUACCUAUCCGUGCCAGCAAUCGUAUACUCCAUUCAUAAAAUGUUAUAUAUGACUACGCAGUUUAUCCGGGAGAAAUUUAAUAUAUAUUUGUUGGUGCUAAGUUACUUCAGUUUAUUAUUUUCACAUAUGCUUACUUAGAAGUGUUUCUAAGUAUUCUAUAUCUACGAAAGUUGCUUCAAGUAAACGAGUCACAAAUGUU